This is a messenger RNA of Lemur catta (Ring-tailed lemur), 2410 nucleotides long. It is a transcript of the gene CCDC63, whose product is annotated as coiled-coil domain containing 63. NCBI's taxonomy places the organism in Eukaryota, Metazoa, Chordata, Mammalia, Primates, Lemuridae. Gene Ontology annotation, biological process: outer dynein arm assembly; cilium movement. Gene Ontology annotation, cellular component: axoneme. The record is from RefSeq and is a predicted model, not a curated record.
UGGCUUUGACCUCCCUGGGGACGGUGUCUGAGCAGAGGGAAAGCGCGAUUCCUUCAAGAUGCCGAUGUCGAGGAAGAACAGGAGAAAAUCCUCCGCUCCUCCCCAGGAGCCUUCGGAGAAGGUCAGAGAGCAGCAGGCGGAGGCAGAGCUUCGGAAGCUGCGGCAGCAGUUCCGGAAGAUGGUGGAAAGUCGGAAGUCCUUCAACUUCCGCAGCCAGCAGAAGAUCUCGAGGCAGUACAGGGAAAUCAAGACCCUGAAGGCAGAGCAGGAUAAGAUCAGCCUGCUUUUGAGUCUCAUGAAGUCCUCAAAGAACACAGAUCUGAACGAGAAAAACUACAUGGAGCUGCGUUUCCUGCUGCAAACCAAGGAGGACUACGAGGCCUUGAUUAAGUCCACGAAAGUGCUGUUGGCCCAGCUGGAUGAGAAGAUUGUUCAGAUGGAAAAAAAAAUCGCAGACCAAAAACAGAUCUUCUUAAAAAUGCAGGAGGCCAACAACCCCCAGAAACUUCAGAAACAGAUCCACGUUUUGGAAACCCGUUUGAAUCUCGUCACUGUUCAAUUUGACAAGAUGCUGACCACCAACGCCAAGCUCCGGAAGGAGAUUGAGGACCUACGGUUUGAGAAGGCUGCUUACGACAACGUCUACCAGCAGCUGCACCGGCGCAUGGCCGUGCAGAAGAAAACCAUGCAGGCGGCUGUCGAGCAAUCUACGCAGGCCUAUGAGCAGAGGCUGGAGGCCAUGGCCCGAAUGGCUGCCAUGGAGGACCGCCAGCAGAAGGACAUCUCGCAGUACAACCUGGAGAUCCGAGAGCUGGAGCGUCUCUAUGCCCACGAGACCAAGCUCAAAUCCUUCCUGCUCAGGAAGCUGAAUGACCGCACUGAACUCGAGGAGCAGGCCAAAAAGGAAGAAGCUUUCAAGGCAAAGAAGCACGGCAAGAAGAGCAAGGGAGAGAGUUUCGAGAGCUACGAGGUGGCCCACCUCCGGCUGAUGAAGCUGAUUGAGAGCGGGAACCUGAACCAGCUCAUUGAGGAAUUUCUGGCCAAGGAGGAGAAGAACUUUGCUCGGUUCACGUACGUCAUGGAGCUCAACAAUGACAUGGAGAUGAUGCAAAAGAAGACCCAGAGGAUCCAGAACGAGAUCAUCGACUUGCGAUCCCAGCAGAAAUCGUCCCAUGACGACAGCCGCUCUGUCCUGAGACAGCUGGAGGAGAAACUGAGGAAGACCACGGAAGAGGCAGACAUGUAUGAGAGCAAAUGCAGGGAGACCAACAACACUCUGGAGCGUCUCAAGAACUCAGUGGGACAUCUGUUUAAGAAGAUAAACUGUGACGCCACCAAGAUCCUGGGGCAGUUAGGGGAGACGGGGAAGAUCACCGACAUCAACCUUCCUCAGUAUUUUGCCAUCAUUGAAAAGAAGACCAACGACCUGCUGGUGCUAGAGUCCUACAGGCGGAUCCUGGACAUGGACAGGGCCGAGACCGAUAUCCUGACGCCCUUUGUCAACCCUUUCUGGGGGGGCUCUGCCCUCCUCAAGCCCCCAGAACCCAUCAAGGUUGUCCCGCCGGUGCUCGGGGCAGAUCCCUUCAGCGACAGGUUGGAUGAUGCGGAGCAGCCCCUGGCCCGCGGCAGCCUGCGGCAGCUGGUGCGGGACAGCUUCGCGCAGAGGGAGGCUCGGAGCCGGGAGCGCCCGGACAGCCUGCCCGAGAGGGCGGACGAGCUCAGGUCCAGGAAGAAGCUGACGCUGCGAGCGCCCCUCCACGCUCGUCGCCGAGAGCCCCGGGCUGCGGGAGCCGCUUGCGGGGAGGGGGCGGGGCGGAAAGCGGGCGUGGGCGACAAGAAUUGCGUGGGGUCCACACGGGCCCUGGGGACCUCUGAGGCGGUGACGGGCACGGGCUACCCCUCCCCGGGGCCACCCGGCGAAGCGGGAACGAGCAGGGCGCAGGGCCACGGGGGAGCCACAGUGUUGCCCCGAGACCCCAGAGCCACGAGCCCCAGUGUCGCGUUCGCUGCCGGGCCGUGCCUGGAGCGGACGGAGGCUGCGGGGCUGCGGGUCCCUGAGGGCUGGGGUCAUCCUGGGUCGGGGGGGGGCGCUGACUCGCCUGGGUCCCUGCCCACCAGGGCGCCAGUCCGCGACAGCCAGGGGGCGAUUUCUUCAGUUGCAGCGGCGGCCUGGCCCCGAGCGCCUCCCGGGGUGGCGCUGUCCUUGUUCCCGAGCUCAGAGCGCCCGACGCCCCCUUUCCGCUUCCUCUCGGUUUUCCUUUGGGGGAUCCCCGCUCCCCCCUGCCGGCGUGUGGUCGGAGGGGCUGAUCGUGUGGCCCAGGCCCGCCCGGCAGAGCGCGCCACCGCCCAGACCCCGGCGAUGGGCUGGGGCGGCUCAGGUCCCGGAGAGCCCCCAGGGGUGCUGUUCUGA